This is a messenger RNA of Sparassis crispa, 2661 nucleotides long. RefSeq lists its product as hypothetical. Bases 1 to 2661 code for a protein of 886 amino acids. Gene Ontology annotation, molecular function: protein binding. Lineage: Eukaryota; Fungi; Basidiomycota; Agaricomycetes; Polyporales; Sparassidaceae. Gene Ontology annotation, cellular component: preribosome, large subunit precursor. The transcript has 4 exons. The record is from RefSeq and is a predicted model, not a curated record.
AUGCCCAGAAGCCCCCUCGAGACUAACAACAAAAAAGAUUUGCUUCGCAUCUUAUCGUCUCAGCGUCACCACAUCCCCUCACAACAUGGCAAGCCAGGUCCCGAAAAAUCCGAAACAGGCGUUCUGCUUCGCAUACCAUCCGAGUCGCUCACACAUAUCACGUCCUUCCUCGAUCCGCCAGGUCUUUUCGCACUCUCACGCGCGAAUAAGCAGCUACACGAACACGUGAAUGAUGAUAAUACCUGGCGCAGGGCGUACGUCUACCAGUUCCUAGGCAUCGCGCCUGAAAGCGAUCUCCGCGAUGAAUCCGAUGGAAAGCGCCUGAUGUUGCGCAGGGAGGAGAGUUCGUGGAAGAAGGAAUUUGUGUUCAGAUACAACCUCAGACGACGCUGGGAAGGGUCCCGCAAUCCGACCAUCACUCAUAUUCCGCACCACUCAGCUGUGUCAUGCAUUCAUCUGAUGCCUUCCAACACCAUCCUGAGCGCGUCCCUUCAGUAUGGCAUUGUUUCGCGCUCGUACGCGCUCACGGGCAAGGUCUUGCGCGGCUUCCUGGACGCAUCGGGCACUGUGAAUGGCCUGGGAAUCGGGAACCCCAAUCAAGAGUUCUCGCCACACGUGUCUGCAGUCGCGCUCGCGUCCGAGGGCGGCACUGCAAAGGUGGUCUGGGGUUUCCGCCACGGCGAGGUCGCGGUUACUACGGCGAACCGCGUAAUGGACGGCAGCCGCGCGUCCGCGGCGAAGCAUAUGCGCUGCAAGGUGAACGAGAGUCACGAGGGCACCGUGAACGAUGUCGCGUGGGGGUUGACUGCGGACGGGCCGACGGCAUUUGUGAGCGGCGCUGCGGACGGGCGCGUGAAGCUGUGGGACGCCAAACAGAUGCAGUGCCUCUGGACCUCGAACAAGGGCCCGCAACUGGUGACAGAUCCGUGCGUUAAGGUUGCCCUCGAUGUCGCCCAUGGAGCGGUCGUAGGUGGGUUUCAAAGUGGCGAUAUCGUUGCCUGGACGGGAUUCAAUCCGCUUCUUGCGGAGGACGCCGACUCUGUUCAGAUUGUCCCUCGGGAAUUCAUAAUCCCUACACUCGGUCCUAAAGAUGGUGGUAAUGCUCAAUAUGAGUUGACUGAGUUAGAUUUCGCGUCUAUUUCCGCCCUGGAGAUGGCUCUUCUGGUGGCGUAUCGAGACAGCCCUUACUUUUAUCGGCUCUCCGUCGACAUGGUGAUGGAUGAAGUCGAGCGCACAACUUUUGGAGACGGGUCGACAGGUCCUAUUAGUGUACUCAAGCCCGUAUUUGCCACACAAGAAGGCGAAUCGAGCUUUGUGCUCGCUGGGGACCAUCUUGGUUGCAUCAGCGUCUUCGCCUGGAACGCGCAUCCUGCUCCGGGCGCUACAGGCGUAUCUGCUAUUCACAAGUUCGACGCACAUGAGGAUGGCGCGGUCACAGCCCUUGCGUGGAAUGCGGUCGUUCUAGUGUCCGGGUCCUCGCGCGGGACGGUGAAGGUGUGGGAUUCGCUUACGUUUGCACCGUUGCGCGCCUUCGCGUCCCCCUCUUCGCGACCAACUGUCGGUGGGGAGUGGGACGGAGUCAGCCAGAUUUUGCUCGAUCGGGACGUGAUGGUGGUAUCGAUCGGGACGAAGGUCAUGGCGUGGAAAGCAGGGCCUGUUGGGAAGCACGGUACCGCAUAUAUGAAGGGCAAACAAGCACGCGCUGCGAAGAAUGCAGGGGUGGCAAAAUGGCAUCAACAAGUCGAGAUGUAUCGUGACAUCGCAGAAUCUUGUCGGGAUAUUGAGGAAGAACAGUCUUAUACCCGUCGUGCGUUCGGGCGCGAAAGGGAACAGCGCUCAACGCUGAAUAAUCUCGGCUUGAGCGAGGUGGAAGCCGUUGAGUACGUGCUGAUGCUGAGCCGCGACGAAGAAGAGCGACGGCGCCAGGCAACUCCGCUGUCGUCUUCUUCGUUGCCUCAAGCAGACGAAGGUGUCUUCCUCGCAGACUUCGACGAUCCGUCCACUCCCGUGUCUGGCCCCGCUACGUUCUUUAGUUCGGAGGCGUCCUCGGGUGCUCCUUCGCGUGCCUCGUCUUUCUCGACGCAUUCACAUACUUAUGGGAUCUCGUACAGCAGCGGCCGUUCCCUCCGCGUCGCACCUUCACUGUCCAAUCACAAGGUGCAACUGUCGCCCCGCAUGCGUGCCGAACCAAUAGAAGCUGGAUUCAGCCCUCCCUCCACGUCUGACUCAGAGCACUUCCCCCCAAUGAGUUGCACGCCGUCCUCUACGGGCACGUCUGUACCCAGCACGCCGGGGACGAGCGGCAGUUGGGCCGUACACCGCUCCGUAUCAGGCAGCCCUGCGUCUACUCGCAGUGCAUGGAGCACGCCAAUGCACACCACGCGCUCCGCGUCCGGUGCUACCUCUCCCGGAUAUGGUUUGCUCGCGUCGUCCCCGCCCGCGUUCUUACAGAGGACUACCCCGUCAAGCCGCUCGGGUUCAAGUCCGUCGCUGAUCUCUACGGGGUUCGCGCAGAGGAUGGGCGGAGCUGCGAACGGUACGGACGGUUGUCAACGGGUUUCUGCGUAUCAGGUGGAUGCGAACCGUGAAGAAGAAGAUUUUAGGUUUGCGAUAGAGCUGAGUCUUGCUGAGGCUCGCAGCCGUAGUGAAUCAGCACAGUGA